This is a messenger RNA of Atta colombica, 3907 nucleotides long. RefSeq names its product protein lethal(2)essential for life-like. NCBI's taxonomy places the organism in Eukaryota, Metazoa, Arthropoda, Insecta, Hymenoptera, Formicidae. Gene Ontology annotation, molecular function: 3',5'-cyclic-nucleotide phosphodiesterase activity; protein folding chaperone. The transcript is spliced from 4 exons. The record is from RefSeq and is a predicted model, not a curated record. Gene Ontology annotation, biological process: protein refolding; response to heat; signal transduction. The coding region runs from base 2848 to 3438 and encodes 196 amino acids.
GGUCAGAUUUCACUUUAUUGUUUCUUUCAGCUAAGAAAUGGCGUAGGGCCUAUUUCUAUGCGCUGCAUAAAAAAAAUACAGAAUUAAAUAAAAUCAGAUAUAAAAUAUAAGCCAUAUCCAGAUGAAAUUUUGCACAGUUUUUAUCAACAGAGCGUAUACAAUUUCAAUUAUGCAAAUUACAAAUUUUUCGUUUUUUUUUGUUAUUACAGAAAACACAUUCGCUUUUUCAAUCUAAAAUUGUCCUGAUAUAAUGUUGUUGCAUCUAAGAACAUAAUAAUAAUUAUACAUUUAUGUACGUUAUAAACUAAAAAAGAUGAGAAUAAUAACAUCAAUAAUCCAUCGAGUUACAAGUAUCAGCCUAACGGAUGGUUACUAAUGUAAGUCACAUUCAUUGUAAAGAUUCUUACGUAUGCUGACAUAUUCUUACAGUAUAUAUGCAUUACACCAUAAUACGUCUACGGGACGCACGGAUGAUCAUGGCCGUUUUAUCCAGUAUCAACGAGACAUUGAUCUUUUUUACCUCGAAAGACAAUCAGAGAGUAUUGAAUCAUUUUUACAGUUUAUUCGAAGUAUGACACGUAAAUACACGGAAUACUUCACAAUAAUAUUUUGGAGUAAAGAUGAAGAUAACGAUAAGAUUCUUUUAUAAGGUAAGCCUCCUGUUUCUUAUCAAUUAGUAGCGGGCCCAUAAUACCGAAGAUGUCCACCAACAGUGCCAACACACAGUUGAUGGAUAUAAAAUAACUUAAUUACCUUAGAUAGCUUAUUAUUAUUAUUAUAAUGCCACAUAGUAUGAUUCAUCGAAAGGUCAUCUAGAAAUUAUGCUUAAUGCUAAAUGCUCGCUGCUUUUUGAACGUACCCACAAGUGCAUUGCUAAAAUUAAGAAUUUACUUUGCUUAAGUCUUUCCCUUUUAGAAUAUGUCUUUUAAUCAAAUAAAAGAAAUUCGCUUCCAGUGAAAAUUGAGAUUUGCCAUCGAUAACCAUUUUUUUUAAUUUCUAAAAUUAUACUUUUCGCUUUUGAUCGCUGAGAUUUUCGAUAAUGGUUAUCGUCCAGUUUAAACAUCACAGAUAAAUCUUCUUUUUUUGGUUGCGUAAAAUAAAAAAUUUAUUCAUUUUACAGAAAUAAUUAUAAUAAUAAGAUUGUUUCUCAAUGUAUUCAUUGUUGUAAUCAAUAGCAUUUUUAGAUACGAUUCCAGGAUCUAUUUCGAGAUUGCUUUAUUAGCAGCACUUGUGUCGUUAAUAAUCGGAAUUCCAAGGAUAAAGAAUUAGCGUAGUUCAUUGUUAAUAUGAGACAUUUAUAAUAGUUUUAUUGGCAUAUAGCCUUUCCUUAAAAAUAUUAUUCUUAGCAUUAUUAUAAUAGUACACAUAUAUAUCUAAGCUUUCUCUUUUUUUUGGUGACGUGCACGUCAUUUUUUGUUAUUGUUUUAUGCUGUCGCUUAUUACCUUUCCAACAUACUUUUCCCCAAUAAGGGCAAGCCAUUACAAUUCAAAUUAUGUAAUCCGAUGAAUCGCCGUCUUCAUCGAUUGUGGUGCAUUGCUGCUAAAAUUAUCUUCACGCGAAGCUAACGACGCUAACGACUAAAAACUGAUCAAACUAUGACCUAUCUUUCGUGCAAAUAAAUAUCGUGCUCACGCAAUCAUCGCGGUAAAAAUUAUUAAAUCCCAAAAAGAAACUCAAGGGUAUCAUAACGGCUCGAUGAAAAUCUAUGUUGCGCAAAGCUAACACUGACGUUAAUCAUAACUUAAUUUCUUAUGCAUAUUAAACGAGAAAGAAGCAAAUCGAAGGAAACUUAUUCUAAGAAAAACGCGUAUAAUCCAAUAUCCUAAAAUAACACGCAUGUAGGCGUAACCUGUAUUAAGAAUACGCUCUUAGCACUCUCCGUGUCUUCUAAAAACAUUUGGUAACUUUUGUUGAUUUAAUAUUCCUCCAUGGGAUCAAAGUGAUUUACUUUAAGCUUAUAAAUAUGAUUUUUAACUCGCGACAAGUAAAGUGUGUCUUCGAUAUUUGUAGCGAUUUUUGAAUAAACCGGCAUUCAAUUUUCAUCACGACUGAUCGAAGACGCGCUGUUUCUAUUUCGGUCAAUUUCUCUAUUUUUAGUGGUUUGCUCAGCGAAGUACGACCGGAGUGAGAAAAGGUUUAGAAAAACUCUUGAUUGAAGUCCUUUUUGCUGUAAUGCAAUGAUUGGAUAAUUUUAAGUAUUUUAAAUAGUUAUAAUACAGAGGAUUAUUUAUAACGAAAUUACACGUUUUGAUACACUUUUAGAAUUUCCGUCUUUAAAUAUGACUGUCUAAAAUAACAGGCUGAUAAGCAAAGUGUAUUAGAUAGUCUACUAUUACACCACUCCAUGAUUUCGACGGAGCGUUUAAACGUCGUACAAAGAAAGGCUCGAUAAUAAAUCGAUGAUGUUUGCUUGAAUAGUCAGACGGCGUUGUUUUCACAGAGGAAUUCGAUCGUAUCAAAUCUGUUUUUCUUUUCACAACACCGUCCAUUGUCAGCCCCAAAUUCGGUUCGUAAGGCGCUACGUCUCGCGGCAAUCGCGGAAUGACGAACCGAUGAGAAUUCCGAUCAUAUAGAUUGUAGUUUCACAAAGUAGCAAGAAUAUUCGAAAUGCCGUCGCGAGGAAAAACGGCGGAGUCGAUUUCCACAAAAAUCCCUGUAUUCAAAGUCGAUGUAUUCUUGGACAGGAUAGUCAGUGAAACGUCACGUGACGUAGGAGAGCGCCUCCUUCUCAUCGCGGCUAUUUAAGAUGAAUCCGCGAUUCGCGCCGAAUCAGAAGUCGACUCGAAUGAUACCGGAAUCGUCUGGUGAUCUACGAGUAAUUAAUCGAAGUCCACGUUCCACAUAAAAUGUCCAUUGUGCCCCUUGUUUUCCGCAAUUGGUGGGACGACUUCGAUCGUCCCGUUUCGCGGCUAUUGGACCAGCACUUUGGCAUCGGCCUCCAUCGAGAUGAUCUCAUCUCGAGUCUCUCCGGACUUGGCCUCGAUCGACCGUCCGUACGCUUUGGGAAUAGAUACUAUCGACCAUGGGGGAACGUGACGCGUCAAAACUCGAGUGGGACCAGCACGAUCCAGUUGGACAAUGAUAAUUUUCAGGUGAUACUGGACGUGCAACAAUUCUCACCGGACGAGAUCACGGUGAAGACGAUUGACAAUCACGUCGUUGUUGAGGCCAAGCAUGAGGAGAAGCAGGACGAGCACGGCUACAUCAGCAGACACUUCGUACGCAGAUACGUCCUGCCUCCGUCUCACGACCUCGUCAACAUCACCUCGACCCUCUCUUCGGAUGGUGUACUAACUGUCACGGCGCCCAAAAAGAACGUGACGCCGGCUGGCACGGAAAGAGUCAUCAGCGUUGUUCAAACGGGAAUACCAGCUGCCAAGCCGGUUCCCGUCGAAACAACUGCUACUACUACUACUACAACCACUACCACCAACUGAAGAAUUUAUUAUUCGAAACUUUCAUUCCGACAUUCACUUCAUUCUUUUACUUUCUCAAUUCUAAUAAUGUAAAACAAUUUUGUAUAACAAAAUUGUGUCACAUCUAAUAAUUUUCUAAUAUUUAUUUCACGAAGAUAUAAUUUUUUAUGUAUAAUAUAAAUAUAUUUCGUUACAUCGUUUGAUAUCAAUUACAAACAAAUUACAUUUUGUUUGUUUUCAAUCUCUAAUAUAUCAAAAUUAUCUUUAUCAAGAGAGUUAAUUUUAGUUUCAAUUUAACUGAUUCUCUCUUUUUGUCUCUUUCCGAUAUUAGUUCGACAAGAGAAAUAAUAGAUCUCCAAGAGACAAAAAAUCUGAACAAUUAUCUUACAAUUAUCUUAAUAAAAGAAAUCAAGUUUAAUAACAAAUAAUAUAAUUUAUGUGUGUAUAACUGGGAUUUAGAGGUUGUCAAUUAAAAAGAAGAAAUACCAAA